Messenger RNA from Naegleria lovaniensis, 1026 nucleotides. RefSeq lists its product as uncharacterized. The transcript has a single exon. Lineage: Eukaryota; Heterolobosea; Eutetramitea; Acrasida; Naegleriidae. The record is from RefSeq and is a predicted model, not a curated record. The coding region runs from base 1 to 1026 and encodes 341 amino acids.
AUGGAAGAGCGAUUACACUUAUUGAACAUUUUUCAAGAACAGACUGCCCAAUAUUUUGAUAAAAUUUAUCAUCAAAUAACAGUCCCAAUACUCAUGAAUAGCAUUAAUAAUUCCAAUACGGAAAUUACCAUAUGCAAAAUUAAAUUAUUGAUCCGAACUUGGAGAUCUCUUUAUAAACUAAGAAAAAAACAAGACAAGGAACAAUGUUAUUUCACGUGGUGUCCCAUGAUGAUGAUGAGUAAACAAAUGGCACAGGAAGAACCAAAUACCCUGUUACAAAAACAAGCGCUCACGACUUUUAAAAAGAAAUUUAAAAAAACAAUUGUAAAUGAAUUGGAAAAGAAUGAAGAAAUGAGAAGGAAACAAAACAUGGUGGACAAGUUACGGAAAAUUGACUACUAUGAUCGAAAGAAUCAACAAUCCAAGUGGUCCACACUGUAUGCUGUUGAGCACGAUGCGUCAACUUCUGGAAUGGAACUCAGAUUUUUUGAUUUGGAAAAUGUUGAGAAGGAAAUUCAUGAAAUGGUGCAAACAUUCAAUGAUUUCAACCACAAGUCACAAAAAGUUCACAAGUUGGAAUGGGAUGAGCCUCUAUUUAUUACAAGUAGAAUUUCUCAAGUCUAUUCUGCACCGUUUGAAUUGUCAUCCUCUCAAAAAACAUCGAAAAGAAAGAUCGCACCACCAUCCAUAUCUUGUUUGGAAAAUUGUAAAUAUUUCGUUCCUGAUACGAACGUAGAUGCUUCUAAUUUAUUUGAAGAGGAAAAGGUAACGAUCGACCGUAUCAUGCUAACUAGCUGUCUAGACAUGGAAAUGUUGAAAAAAUUACGUCAAAUUAAUGCAGAAACUCCAGUAAUAGCCAAAGACGCGGACGAUGAAUCAACAAGAGCCAGUGGUUCUGUAUUUAUUAGGGUACCGAUACAGGUGAGUGGUGAGGAUCAUAUGGAAGAUAAGUCUUCCAAAAUAAGACCCAUUCUAUUUCAGAGCAAGUUACAGCAGUUAAGAGAAGCAAUAUUGAGGCAUGAGUGA